UGUUCCUUGGGUCAUGUGACAGGAAAAAAAAAAAGAUGUAAACAUCACGAAAUCCCUCACAUUGGAAUGAGUCUGUAUUAGUGGGUUAAAAUGACACAUUGAUGUGUGACAUUUACUGUGGCGCUAUCCCAGCACAGGAUGGCUGUGUGUCAGUCUGGCCAGUCCUCGCUGGUACACAGCUUGGCCACACUCCUUCGUAAUAAUGGAGACGUGGUUCUGGACGGCAGCAGCACGCUGACGCUGCCGGCCGCCAGCCUGCAGCAGCUGACCCGGCUGUUCGAGCAGCACCUGCUGCCCAGGAGCCAUCAGCACGGCUUCCUGGCGCUGCCGUCGCACCCCGCAGACACCGUCUCCCUGCUGGAGCUGCAGUUCCUCUUUGACAUCCUGCAGAAAACCGUCUCGCUCAAGCUCAUCAACCCCCCAGGAGUGAAGCUGCAAUCCCCCGUCAAGAUCUUCCCCUUCAAGUCUCUAAAAUGCCUGGAGCUGAAGCGGAUCCCCCCUCACCUCCUGGAGGGUCUCAGAGGGGUCUACUCCCAGCUGGAGGUCUUCACGUGCUCCAAUAGCCUCAGCUCCCUGGAGGAGCUGCUGUCGCUGUGCGGAGGAGAUCUGAGCUCCGCCCUGCCGUGGCUGGAGCUUCACACGCUGAACUUCAGCUACAACGCCAUCGCCUGCCUCGAUCAGUCUAUAAGUUUACUAAAUGUCCUGAAAUCUCUAGAUUUAAGCCACAACAAGAUCCAGGAGUGCACAGAAUUUUUAAAGCCUUUAAGUGAACUGGAGCACUUGAAUUUGGGCUACAACUGCCUGCAGAGGGCGCCAACGCUCGGCCCGAGCGCCAGGUCCAAGCUGCUCACGCUCAUCCUCAGGAACAACGAGCUGGAAACGAUUAACGGUGUGGAGCAGUUGUCUUCGCUCCAGCACUUGGAUCUGGCUUACAACCUGCUGCUGGAGCACUCCCAGCUGGCUCCGCUCUCCCUACUGCACUGCCUCAACACGCUGAAUCUGCAAGGAAACCCACUGUUCUUCCAGAAGACGCACCGCCUCUGCGCCGUUCGCCAUCUAUCCCCGAGAGCUGCAAGCCUCAAAUUGAGACUUGACGACACCCUGCUUUCCUCCUCUGAGUUAGCAGUUUUACCAAAAGCAAGCCAGCUGGUUCAUAUACCAACCGCCCCAUCCGUCAUCGUCCUACAAGAGCCGAGUAACCAGGAAGCGUCCAGCGGAGCCGGGGAUCUGAGCGACAGCAUGUCUGUCAGAGAAAUCGGGGUUUCGCGAUUUCGCAAGAAGAAAUCCAGAAGUAAGGUGAAGGUGCGCAGGGCCAGCAUUUCUGAGCCGAGCGACACCGAUUAUGAGCCCCGCCCCCUGUCUUCUGCAAAUGACUUGGUUCUUCCCCACAAGCAGGAAAUCGAGCGCAUGUCCAGCUUCAGGGAUCAGCUGGGAGAAGACUGGCUGAGGUACCACCACCAUCUGGACGGAGGACCUCCUCCAAUCGCGCCGGCAAGCGUUACUGCAACCCAGCCAGCUCUUACAAACGGCCUCGGCGCCCCCGCCCCAUGUCCAUGGACGGAUUUGGGGCAGGAGACGUCUCAGAUGUCCUCGGUGGAGGUCCUCCCGCCGCCGCUGCUCUCAUCAGAAACAAAGGAAGUCCUCGAAGCAGAGCACGACCUGGAAACGGAGUCCACCCUACAGGGGUUGAGUCAGAGCCACCAACACACCGAGUCCACCCUGGAGAGCAGCGUGGCGGACGCCGUAACAGGGAAGCAGGAAGCGGCCUCGCCUGAGCCCAGCCCGGAAUCCCGGAGAUUGUCCCGGGCCAUGAGCAGGGAGACCAAUCACGAAGAAGAGGAGGAGCUAGGAGUGGACUUGUGUCCCCCGCUGCUCGUCGGGGUCCUCCCCCACAAAAAGGAGAAGGGUAGUUCUGAGGAGAAGAAGGAGGUGUUCCUGUGCGUCAAGCAGCAGCUGGUGCUGGAGGUAGACGUUCAGAGCGGCCGAGAGAGAAACCGGAUGGAGUUGGACAGCCUGACCCGGGUGGAGACUAAUGAGGCGCAGUGGACCCAUGGGACUACGAAGGAGCUGCUUCCUGUUGUGGAGCUGCACUUUGACUACAUCAGCGAGGCAAAGAGGAGGAAGCGCUACGUCCUUCUAGACGACAACCCUCAGCAGGCAGCGCAGGUCUUGAGUGAUGUUCUGUCCCAUGUGGUGGAGGAAAACCAGCGGCGCAAGUCGGAGCCGGACCCUAAAACUGUUUGCUUGCAGUGCCUUCGCUGCAGGUCAGAGUUCAAGCCUCAGGAGGAGGAAGAGGAGGAGGAGGAGGGAGGGGAACGGAGGAGAGGAGCAGAGGAGGAUGGGUGUGGUGAUGAUGACAACACAGGACAAAAAGCUCCAAUCUGUCCUGAAUGCGGCAGCAAUCACGUGGUCCAGGUGGCAGAGCAGGUGGCUCCGUACAGCAGCACCCCCAUCCGCUGCCCAUCCGGACCGGACAGCGAAGACGACCACCUCGAAUUAACCCAGAGCUUUUGCAGCGCCAUCAAGGACGAUUGCACAGAUGCCAGUUUCAGCAACAGCCCCAUCCAGGAGGCCGCGGUCACCACCACCGACCCCACCUUUGUCACCGCCAGGGGAAGCUCCUUCUUCAUCGGGGACGGCCCCGGUGACACCAGCAGCCUCUCCUCCAACACUGAUUGCCAAAGUAAAGAGGAGCUCGCUGGAAGCUACCAUUACACAGUCACAGGGGCGACGCCCCCUUUAGUUCCUCCUACAGGCCGAUCAACACCGAAGGGUGACUUGGACCUUUUUUCGGAAGAAUACGAAACUGUAGAUCAUCGGCUAAAACUCUUCUUGGAUGUGGAGGUCUUCGAAGAGGAAGAGGAGCUUCAUUCUUUCCUUAAGAUGUCAGCUGUCAAAUUUGGGGAGCAAGGAGAGGUUCCUUCACUGCUGGUUGUGUCAAACCGGCGGAUCUAUUUCCUGGAAGUGACAUCAGAUGCCAAAGGGCAGCUCACCGAUUGGCUGCAGAAGAAGGACAGCUAUCCGAUUUUGGAUCUCAGCUACCUGGAGGUGGGGUUGGGCUCGCAGAGCAUCCACAUGGAGUUUGGCGAUGAAGGCGUGGCCUACACGUUGCUCGUGAGGGACAGUGCGCGCUGCAAGCGUUUCUUUGGCCUUUUGACAGGAAUUGUCCGUGAGAUGGCGCACAAGUCCGACAGCAAGCUGAAGUCCAUCUCCACCACGAGGCUGUCGGCACAGCACCACCUCUGGCCUCUCGUGUGCGAGGACAUCCAGGCAGAUGUGGAGGACGGACAGCUACAGUUCUUCUACAUGCUGGCUUUCGUUCUGCAAGACGAUAUCUGGACUCCUCUGACAGUUUUGGCGACUCGAGAGACGCUCUACCUGCUCAGGGAGAGUCACCAAUGGAGGAAAGGAAGCUCGACGGCAGGUGAAAGCAGCGAGGAAUCUCAGACCGGGACUGUCACCGUGGAGGAAACUCUGCCCAUCAGCUGCGUGAGCUCCAUCAUCCUGUGGUUGUCGGAACCGUGCAGGAUGGAUCUAAAGCUCUACGACGAGACUGUGAAACAGGAGAGGAUGUGGUGCAUGCGCUCGGACAGCGUGGAGCUCCUUCAGGGUCUGCUGGCCUGGGUCAGGACACAGUGGGAGGCCAUGUUCGGAGUGAAGCUGCACACAACCCUGCAAGACGAAGCGGCGUCGUAAAAGAAGACACAAAGACUGUGCAUGUCAAUGAAAGAAAAGUUAGCCGGGCUAAAAAAAGGAAAAAACAAAGGUUUAGUAAACUUAAGCAAAUGUGUCUUUAUUUUCUCUCUUGCGCAGUCCGCACUCAGUCUGGUCCCAUUACGCUUGUUGCUUUAAGCCAAGGGCUUGAAAAUGAUUGGACUCAUUCGGGUGGUGCACAAACCUGUAAAAAGCUUUGGUUGCAUCAUUUUCUUUUCCUCCAGAAAAAAGAUCCCGCCGAACUUUUCUACAGCUCAAAUGGAGUGUGCCUUGUUUCUUUAAUGGACAUCCCGUUCUCCGGUUCACCUAAAUGCGUGUCACGUUGUUCCGAAAACAUCUGUAGCAUUCAAGAAAUGUGGAGCAGAUUUGGGUGCCUGGAGUUAGGGGCAUUACACUGAGGAGGGAGCAAACGGGAGGAAUUCUGUGUCAUGCAGUGACCUUAAAUUAAGUAUGGACCUUUUAAUCCCGACAGUACCCCCUCCUUUGUCUCAGCCUGGCUCCCAUUUAAGCAUUACAAGGAGGUCAUGAAGCAUUUUACCACCAAUUAUGGUGUCAAGAGUUUUUGUAAAAUCAUUAAAUACAAGCUUAAAAGUUCUUUUUUUCUUUUAAUAUAAAUCUGUUUUUAAAGUUUGUUUUGGUUUAUCAGGGAUUAACAUUGUAAAGUAUGUCUGUUACAGCUGUGAUUUCAAUCAAAACAAAGCGUAAUUUAUUGUAAAUUUGUCAUUAAUUGAUACAUAAAUCUUGAGUUUUAUUUUUUUAAAGAUGUUAAUGAAUAUAAGUUUCUUUUUGUGUGUCUACUUUAACUCAAAACAUUUCUUAAAACGUCAGCAUUGCAUAUCCUUGAAUAAAGUGAGCUUUUCCUGCCGCACAUUUA
This is a messenger RNA of Oryzias latipes (Japanese medaka), 4588 nucleotides long. RefSeq names its product serine/threonine kinase 11 interacting protein (gene stk11ip). Gene Ontology annotation, molecular function: protein binding. Lineage: Eukaryota; Metazoa; Chordata; Actinopteri; Beloniformes; Adrianichthyidae. Gene Ontology annotation, cellular component: cytoplasm. The record is from RefSeq and is a predicted model, not a curated record. Gene Ontology annotation, biological process: intracellular protein localization.